This is a messenger RNA of Eucalyptus grandis, 1039 nucleotides long. RefSeq lists its product as uncharacterized. The record is from RefSeq and is a predicted model, not a curated record. The transcript has a single exon. NCBI's taxonomy places the organism in Eukaryota, Viridiplantae, Streptophyta, Magnoliopsida, Myrtales, Myrtaceae. The coding region runs from base 32 to 1039 and encodes 335 amino acids.
UUUCAGCCACGAGCAUCCCCUGACCCUCUGUAUGAUAGAGGAAACCGGUGAACAUUGCAAUGGAUGCUCGAAACCCGUCAUCGAUGUUGGCUACGUUUGCCACGACUGCGGCUUCCUCCUCCACAAGAAGUGCGUCAAGUUGCCCCGGAAAGUCCUCCAUCGUAAUCAUCAGAAACACCCUCUCACCCUCGAGUUCAUUUCAUCGGAAACCUUCAAGUGCGCCGUGUGCAAGAAAACUGGCUCAGGGCUCGUCUUCAAAUGCGUCGAUUGCAAAUACAGCAUGGACGUGACCUGUUUUUUAACGAAUCAGCCAUUUCCUGAUGCCCUUCCUCAAGAUGGUAAAACAAGGAAGCCACCGCAUUCUACCGCGACAGUUUGUCUCCUCGCACAGCAGAGUAAAAGGAACUGCGCAGGAUAUGAACAGCAAAUUACAGUUCCAGCUUGUUGCUGCAAGGAAUGCGAUCUGCUCACACUCCGCAAAUCCUGUGCUCAAUUGCAACGGCAGAGAGAACAUCCUUGCCACCCUUCGCACUCCUUCACACCCCUUAAAGAAGCACGUGCAAUCUGUGAUGCCGGUCGGAAGAGCACUGGUGAUUUUGUCAACCACUGCAACAAAUGUUCAUUUGACCUCGACUCGGUAUGCAGUUGUCUCACACCUUCACUGAAACAGAAGAAGCACAAUGAUCUCCCUACUUGCUCCCAAGAAUCGCAUGGUCAAGUUUCAUGUGAUCCCUGCAGCACACCGUGGAGCAACAAUCUUUUCCGAUGCGUUAGCUGCAACUCUAAUGUGCAUUGCACUUGUCUUCCUCUUCCAAGCACCGUUAAGCACAAACACCAUCCUCAUUCUCUUACACUCAAAGAGCCCUCUCCCGAGGAUGAUUCAAGUAGGAUUUGCUGCGCAACAUGCGAGAAGAAGAUAUGCCCAAAGUCCCGGGCUUAUUACUGUGCAGAAUGCUGCUAUGGAGUUCAUCUUGAAUGUGGUCCCCGAGGUAAACUCAGCCUUCCCUAUCCCCCAGAUUUAUAUAAAGCAGAGCUGUAA